AUGGCGCCAACUUCGCCUACCACUCAAGAACAGACCAUGCCCCCAGCUGGGUCUCCCCAGACGGCCUCAGCGCAGCCCCAAGCCGGAGCUGUGCCCACUGAGAUGCCUGGGGUGUCUAUCUCAAACCUCGAUCAGAACCAAAUCAUGUCGCUGCUGCGAAACCUGCCGACUGUAUUCACCAAGCUCGCUGAAGGCCAUAAAGACUCGGAUGCCGCACAAACGCUCUCCAACCUUUCGCAAGGGGCCUCCUUCCCCAUUCAGUUCCAAGGCCACCAAGUCCCCCAGCACCAAGUGCAGACGCACGGCCAGCCUCUCCAGCAUGGUCUUCCUAUGCCCACCAUGAGCGAACCAGGACCAUCCUCGCACCCUCGAGGACCCCCAAAUCUCGGGCAAUUGAGUGCUCUUGCUAUUCAAGCCCAAUCGAUGGCUGCGCCUCGCAACGGUGAAUCGGGACCUCGCGAAGGAGAUGACGGCGGAGAUGGCGAUGAAGGAAAUCAGAUGAACGACCAGUCCGGCUCUCCUUCUGGCCCCACUAACUCAGCUGGUGGGAGGAGAGGCGGACGCAAUUCAGCAGCCAUUGGAAGUGACGAAUGGGCCAGACAGCGAAAAGACAACCACAAAGAAGUUGAGCGACGACGGCGCGGUAAUAUCAACGAAGGCAUCAACGAGCUCGGGCGUAUCGUCCCCAACGGCUCGGGCGAGAAGGCCAAGGGCGCGAUAUUAUCCCGGGCCGUCCAAUAUAUCCACCACCUCAAAGAAAACGAAGCACGGAACAUCGAGAAGUGGACGCUUGAGAAGCUGCUCAUGGAUCAGGCUAUGGGUGAUCUUCAGUCCCAACUUGGAGAGGUCCAGAACCAGAAUGUCGAACUGCAGCGUGUGAAGGGGGAGAUGGAGAGACAGAUGGGAGAGAUGCAAGGAGAAAUCCUGGCGCUUCGAAAGCAGGUUGAGGAUGAGAGGAAGAAACGCGAGGCCGCGGAGAAGGACUCGACGGACAAAGUGGAAAUCGGGACCAAGCGACGAUCGCCGGAUGGUGAAGUCGCCGAACGAGAUGAUGCAGAGAAGAAGCAGAAGACCGAGUGGGUACAUCCUCCCGCCGUUACCGCCAUUUGCUGA
This is a messenger RNA of Pleurotus ostreatus (oyster mushroom), 1113 nucleotides long. It is a transcript of the gene CBF1, whose product is annotated as basic helix-loop-helix protein. Gene Ontology annotation, molecular function: DNA-binding transcription factor activity; protein dimerization activity. NCBI's taxonomy places the organism in Eukaryota, Fungi, Basidiomycota, Agaricomycetes, Agaricales, Pleurotaceae. The record is from RefSeq and is a predicted model, not a curated record. The transcript has 3 exons. Gene Ontology annotation, cellular component: nucleus. The coding region runs from base 1 to 1113 and encodes 370 amino acids.